Jaculus jaculus (lesser Egyptian jerboa) is the source of this 3387-nucleotide messenger RNA. It is a transcript of the gene Prkch, whose product is annotated as protein kinase C eta. Bases 201 to 2246 code for a protein of 681 amino acids. The transcript has 14 exons. NCBI's taxonomy places the organism in Eukaryota, Metazoa, Chordata, Mammalia, Rodentia, Dipodidae. Gene Ontology annotation, biological process: protein phosphorylation. The record is from RefSeq and is a predicted model, not a curated record. Gene Ontology annotation, molecular function: diacylglycerol-dependent serine/threonine kinase activity; ATP binding.
AGGCAGAAUGGCCGGUCGAGGGGGGCUCGGACGCUGCUUCCCCCCGGAGCUGUCGCCACCCCUGCGGCUGUCGCGAGGGCUGCCCUGAGCCGGGGGCUUCUCCCCCUACCUCUACCUCCCAGCUCUCCGGUGCCCGCCAGCGCGGUCUCCCCUACCGGAGGUCUCCUUCCCCCAACCCCCGACCCAGCGGCAUCGGAGGCAUGUCGUCCGGCAACAUGAAGUUCAAUGGCUAUCUGAGGGUCCGCAUCGGCGAGGCCGUGGGGCUGCAGCCCACUCGCUGGUCCCUGCGGCACUCGCUCUUCAAGAAGGGCCACCAGCUGCUGGACCCUUACCUGACCGUGAGCGUGGACCAGGUGCGCGUGGGCCAGACCAGCACCAAGCAGAAGACCAACAAGCCCACGUACAACGAGGAGUUCUGCGCCAACGUCACGGACGGCGGCCACCUGGAGCUGGCCGUCUUCCACGAGACGCCCCUGGGCUACGACCACUUCGUGGCCAACUGCACCCUGCAGUUCCAGGAGCUGCUGCGCACGGCCGGCGCCUCGGACACCUUCGAGGGCUGGGUGGAUCUGGAGCCCGAGGGGAAAGUGUUUGUGGUGAUAACCCUAACGGGGAGUUUUUCUGAAGCCACUCUCCAGAGAGACCGCAUCUUCAAACAUUUCACCAGGAAACGCCAAAGGGCUAUGCGACGGCGAGUCCACCAGAUCAACGGACACAAGUUUAUGGCUACGUACCUGAGGCAGCCCACCUACUGUUCUCACUGUCGGGAGUUCAUCUGGGGAGUAUUUGGGAAACAGGGUUAUCAAUGCCAAGUGUGCACCUGCGUCGUCCAUAAACGCUGCCAUCAUCUAAUUGUCACAGCCUGCACUUGCCAGAACAAUAUUAACAAAGUGGACGCCAAGAUUGCUGAACAGAGGUUUGGAAUUAACAUCCCACACAAGUUCCACAUCCACAACUACAAGGUGCCUACGUUCUGCGACCACUGUGGCUCCCUGCUCUGGGGGAUAAUGCGGCAAGGACUGCAGUGUAAAAUAUGUAAAAUGAACGUCCAUAUUCGAUGUCAAGCGAAUGUGGCCCCUAACUGUGGGGUGAAUGCAGUGGAGCUUGCCAAGACCCUGGCGGGGAUGGGUCUCCAGCCCGGAAAUAUUUCUCCAACCUCGAAGCUCAUCUCCAGAUCGACCCUGAGACGAAAGGAGGGCUCCAGAGAAGGAAAUGGAGUUGGGGUUAAUUCUUCCAGCCGUCUUGGCAUCGACAACUUUGAGUUCAUUCGAGUGUUGGGGAAGGGAAGUUUUGGGAAGGUGAUGCUUGCCAGGAUCAAAGACUCAGGAGACCUGUACGCGGUGAAAGUGCUCAAGAAGGACGUGAUCCUGCAGGACGACGACGUGGAGUGCACCAUGACGGAGAAGAGGAUCCUGGCGCUGGCCCGCAAUCACCCCUUCCUCACCCAGCUCUUCUGCUGCUUCCAGACCCCCGAUCGCCUGUUUUUUGUGAUGGAGUUUGUGAAUGGAGGUGACUUAAUGUUCCACAUUCAGAAGUCCCGUCGUUUCGAUGAAGCCCGAGCUCGGUUCUACGCCGCAGAGAUUAUUUCGGCCCUCAUGUUCCUACACGAGAAGGGCGUCAUCUACCGAGAUCUGAAGCUGGAUAAUGUGCUGCUGGACCAUGAGGGUCACUGUAAACUGGCAGACUUCGGAAUGUGCAAGGAAGGGAUCUGUAAUGGAGUCACCACAGCCACGUUCUGUGGCACACCUGACUACAUUGCUCCAGAGAUCCUGCAGGAAAUGCUGUAUGGGCCUGCGGUAGACUGGUGGGCCACAGGCGUACUGCUCUACGAGAUGCUGUGUGGACAUGCACCAUUUGAGGCCGAGAAUGAGGAUGACCUGUUUGAGGCCAUACUGAAUGAUGAAGUGGUCUACCCUACGUGGCUCCAUGAAGAUGCUACAGGGAUCCUCAAAUCUUUCAUGACCAAGAACCCUACCAUGCGCCUGGGUAGCCUGACACAAGGAGGCGAGCAUGCCAUCUUGAGACAUCCUUUCUUUAAGGAAAUCGACUGGGCCCAGCUGAACCAUCGCCAACUAGAACCACCUUUCCGACCCAGAAUAAAAUCUCGAGAAGAUGUCAGUAAUUUUGACCCUGACUUCAUAAAAGAAGAACCAGUUUUAACGCCAAUCGAUGAGGGACAUCUUCCUAUGAUUAACCAGGAUGAGUUCAGAAACUUUUCCUAUGUGUCUCCAGAAUUACAACCAUAGCCUUCCAAGGACUGGAGAACCUAAAGGGAAUAGAGAUUUUCCCAGGGAUUUCUUCUGUGGGAACUCCCCGGCCUCCGCCUUAGAACACCAACCUUACCAUCAAAGAGCACAUGUUCACAAGCUCUCUGAAGGAUGGAACUUCAAAAGAUCCACUAUCUCAAGUCCCAAGGGAGACAGGCCCAUGUCAGUAGUUGAUACUGAAAUGAGAUUUUUAUAAAGAUGUAUACUGUCCAACCUCUGAGCGGUUCCCAUGGCUAUUUCAAGCUUGGGAUAAACAACAGAAGCUGAAAGAAGAGAAGGCAAGAGGUAUAGAUGGUCAAGAAGUUGUGAGCCAAACAGGCUUUUGCUUCGAGAGAUGAAUCUAGACCUUCUACAGACCACGCUGUGUUUUAUUUUAAGCCAAUAAACCCUUAAUAUCACAGUCUACAAGAAGACUCUAAAUGCUAACAAAGAAGUUCCAGGUCUUUCCAAGGAAAUGGAUGGCUUUCCAAGUAGAACAGUUUACUCUGAAGAAAGGAGAGACGGGAUCCCUCCAGUUCCCAACUUAAGACCCGGGGUUGCAAACAGACGUGGGCAACUACCACAGUGUCUUGCAUCUCCUACUUUCAUUAACUAGAUAUUUAUUGAGUGGCCGGUGAAAAGGUGCCACGACCCACAGCAGCGUGAGCAGUCGAGUCGCCUUCGUGACGCUGUCCUUCAUUCUGGGGUCUGAUAACUUACCUGAAUGGGGUCUGCAUUCUGUGAAAUGCCCAUCCACAUUGCAGAGGGCAGACUUGGUUGUCAACACGUGCUCCUUCUUUCACAGAAGGUCGCUGCCCAGUCGUCCAGUCAGCAGGCACGCUUCUGGUGGUGCAUGCUGCCUGCUGACCUUGGGAAUCCGAUCGCAUCCACAUUGCUCCGGACUGACUCACUGGUGAAGAAAGUGCAUGCCAUUCAUGUCCAUGACUACAUGCGUGGCUUAUCCACUUAGAAGUUUAUUUAAGUUAUGUUUUCAGAGACAAAGAAGGUUGUUUGAAUAUACUUUAAUAAUUGGCAAUGAAUCUUGUAAACAGGGCCUAUGGCAAAGAUGGACCUUAUGUUUAACUGUGUAUGCAGUUGGAAAAUUUUAUCUGGCUGGAAAUAAAUGCAUUUUGUAGCAAAA